This is a messenger RNA of Linum tenue, 1037 nucleotides long. The record is from the annotation of a GenBank genome assembly. NCBI's taxonomy places the organism in Eukaryota, Viridiplantae, Streptophyta, Magnoliopsida, Malpighiales, Linaceae.
UAGUAAUAUAAAGCAAAAAAGCUAGCGUUCACCUGUUGCGCCGGCGUCCCGCCGGAGGAGUUAGUCUUGUCGGCUGCGUGACAGAAUCGGAGGUUCCAUCUCCGAUCCCGUCUCCUGGAGCUCCGAUUAAAGUAAGGAAACCUCCCGAACUUCCCCCUUGUCCGAGUCUUGGGCGACUCGUGACUUGAUGGCGCUGAUGAUGAGUACUGGCGAUGAUCAUUACCUAAUAAUUCUACCGCCGCCGUGGGCAGAAGUCCCACCGUAGAAUCCGAAUAACCAUAUAUUUUCCCUUUUGUAAUAUUAACUUUCUUCCUCCUUUUCCACCAAAAACAUCUCCCCAUAUUUCCUUUCCUAAAUGUCGAAUGAAUAUAUGAUCCCCUUCUCUCUCCCACACAAAUAACGUAACUAUAUAUACACACAGACUGACAGAUUGCCAGUGGCGGAGCCACUUGGAGAGGAGUGGUGUUGUACCCAUUUGAGUUUGGAGAAUUUUCUUAUGAGUAGGGGUAUAUACAAAUUCGAAUCAGUGAUCAUUCAGUUGCAAGAAGAAUUUCUUACCAUCUCAACCGACUCUACAAUAGAGAAAUUUCUUGCCUUUUGUUUAAACAAAACCGAAAGUGAUGAAGUACCAAUUGAAGUUCACUUGUUUGUUUCACAAAAUCAAUUCCAAGGACGAAUCCAGCGAAUGUGAAAGCCGAUAGGGGAAAAGAUACCAAUUGGCCGGCCGGCAGCCGGCGCGUAGUGUAAUAUCCACCGGGCAAAGAGUAUCUGUAUGAGACCGAAAAAAGUUAAUUGCGUUAAUCCUGAAAGCAAAGGAGGUAUGGUAUCUUGAUGCAUUCUGGAGGGUCUCUGUUUCGUUUUCCGCUGCUGUGUUUCCUGUUCUCCUUUCCCAUUUGUUUUUUUUUUGUAAUGUUCCCAUUUGUUUUUUUUUUGUAAUUAAAGCAGGUUUUUCCCCCUCUUCUUCUUCUGUCAUUUGCUUCUUGAACUGCACUCCCUUGCUUUCCUGUUUUCAUCUUUUAAUCAAGUAAUUUCAUCCA